Messenger RNA from Panicum hallii, 1855 nucleotides. RefSeq lists its product as uncharacterized. Lineage: Eukaryota; Viridiplantae; Streptophyta; Magnoliopsida; Poales; Poaceae. The record is from RefSeq and is a predicted model, not a curated record. The transcript is spliced from 10 exons. Bases 807 to 1430 code for a protein of 207 amino acids.
GGUUUGGUUUCAUGAAGCUCCUUACUCCUGAGUUUAUCCGGGUGUAACGAUCGGUUGAUUGAAUAAAAAGCUACCCGCUACCCUUCUCUUUCUCUCUACCAACUAGACAUUAUCGCCGCCGUCCCCUUCUCUCUCUCAAUUGCUCAACCCUAGCCCCGCGCGAGAUCCAGGAUUUGGAAAGAUGCUGACAACUAAAGGAUGCAGUUACGAUCUCACAAGAAGCACAAGCGAUGAACUAACAACCAGCAAUGGUGGUGGAGAGGUGUUACCUUAUUAUCUAACAAGGUUGAAUAAGAGGCAGAAGGCUUGCAGGGGUGAGGGAGAGGCUAUUGAGUCAUUGCCUUCCGGUACUAGUUUUGACGGAGGACUUGGCAGUAGUGGCUCUGGCCAAGAUGCCUCUGAAUGUCUCAGUGAAGCAGUGUCAAAAAUGUCCCGAAGCGCUGUCUUGCUUUCGUUAUUUGAUGGUGAUUUUGGCUGUUUGACGCAUCUGGAUUUUCCAAAUACUCAUUUGAUCAUCAACAAUUAACUGUUGAAUGUAUAUCUUUUGUAGGAGGCAUCAAUGUGUUUACAUGCUCAGGCGUUCCUGUAGAACGCAGAUCAUCUCAUAUAAAAGUACUGACAUCAGCAAAAUUGGCUACAACUUUGAAUGAUAAAAGAAAAGCUGGCUGUAGCAUGAUGAUUCAUGUGUGUGAUGUAUCCAAUAAGAUUGCCAGAGGGUGGUUGCACCACUAUGAUUUAGACCUUGGGAUUGCUUUUGUCAAGGUCAUGGAGUUCCUUGAUGUUAGUGCAGUACAUUCCGUCAUGGAAUGGAAUUACAGCUUAUUGACUCUGGUGCAUUAACACCCUUGGUGCUGUCUAGAGAUUCAAGUGCUUCUGAAGAUGGCAAAGAGCUUUGUAAGUCCUUGAAGGCUGGGGAUGGUGCGCCACUUUUUGAUGGUGAUGGAAACUUUGCUGGCAUGAACCUUCUUUUGGAUACAGGAAGCUGGUCUUGUGUGCAAAUGAGUGUAAUUAUUGAACAAUUGGAGCAACUUGAGAAAAGGAUUAAAUUGCGUGUGAGCAGAACGGUUGAUCGAUCCAGACAUAAAGCUCCUUGCACACGCGAUGGAUGGAGACGAAAUGGAAAACACUAUAGCACCAACCCGAAAGCAAUUGAACUUACUGCCCAGGAUCCGUCGGAGGAUGUUGACUCCUUGGGUUAUCCCAUGCAACCAGAAACUGCAAUGGAGGGUGGCAUGGUUUUGGUUAACACUUUUGAAGAGAAUUUUGGUGACUUGUUUGAUGCUUGUGAAGGUGUCUGGAGUAUGCUCAGUAAAACAGUUGCAGAGAAUUUAUCCCGAAGUGUUGUCUCCCUUGCUUCAUACGAUGGGAAAACGAGGUUUUUCGCUUGUUCAGGCGUGAUUAUAGAAUGGAAGGGGUGCUCCUCGAGAUGAUGUGCUGUUUCCAAACAAACUACACACCGAAGGGACAUUGGAACAUUAUAACUUGCAUUAUAAUGUCGCUAUUGUCAGUUUCAAGGGUUUCACCGAUCAUUCUGCUGCAAAUAUUAAUGUCUGUGGAACCCUUCGUUUUCCAAAAGUAGUAGUAGCGGUAGGGCGUUGCUUUGAAUCAAGCAUGUUAAUAGCCACAAGAGGGAGACUCACUGGUUGGCGGAGCAGAUUUGAUUGUGAUCAUAUAUGAUAUUCCACUUGUGAAAUUACUAAGGUACACUACUGCUUUGUCUUGCCAUUUACGCGAUUGAAGUAGAUUGCUACCUCAGAAUGGGUCAGUGUACGUGCAUCUGUCACCUACAUUUGUUAAACCUUAGGUGUUACGAAAAAAAGUUUACUUUCGAUGUAACCUGAUUCCGUAUUUUUCA